CUUUCGACGUCACUCUGAUCCCAUUGCCAGUUGGCCUGAUCUGAGCCAGCGUCCCCCCGUCGUCUUAUAAAGACCCAGUCAUCUCAAAUCCUUACAGUAACAACAAUCAACAUGUCUUUCCUUGGAAACCUCUUUGGGCACAAUGACGCCCAGAACUAUCAUCAGGACAUCUACUCUCAGGACUACCAACCCGAGCAGCACCAGUCGUCCUGGACUCAUGAAGCAAUCGCCGCAGCAGCCGGCUUCGAAGCAAUGAAAGCCUACGAAAACCAUCUCCGCAACCAAGGCGGCCCAGUCUCCCACCCCGUCAUGAAAGAACUCCUCGCUUCCUUCGCCGCCGCCGAAGUCGAUAAACUCGUCGAAACAAAGGGACUGGACUACAUUGAUCGUGAGCGUGCGAAGCGACAGGCGGUGGAGCAGGCGAGGAGUUUGGCAGAGGAGAGGUAUGGGAUCAGUAUCAGAGUGGGUACGAUCAAGGCAUGGGCGGUGGUGGACCUCCCGGUGGCCAGUUCAUGGGCGGAGGCGGUGGUGGAUAUGACCAGGGCGGUUACGGACAGCAAGGUGGCUACGGACAGCAAGGUGGCUACGGACAGCAAGGUGGCUACGGCGGACAGCAGCAGUACGGAGGAGGAGGACAGGGGUUACGGAGGUGGUAUGGGCGGUGGAGGAGGUUACGACCAGGGCUUCGGUGGACCCCCUCCUGGUGAGGGACAUCACAACCACCAUCACAGGGAGGAUUAUUAAGCCAAUGCUUGAGUUGGGAUGGAAGUGUAUGAUAUGCUCGUAUGAGUUGGCCAGUUUGACACCAGUGAUAGUACCGUGAAUAUACCAUAUGUCAAAGAUGACAGGUUGUUCGAGCUUCGAUCGAGCGUGUAGACUGAAACUUGUCGCAUGAUU
Saitoella complicata NRRL Y-17804 is the source of this 897-nucleotide messenger RNA. RefSeq lists its product as uncharacterized. Lineage: Eukaryota; Fungi; Ascomycota; Saitoellomycetes; Saitoellales; Saitoellaceae. The record is from RefSeq and is a predicted model, not a curated record. The transcript has 4 exons. The coding region runs from base 112 to 744 and encodes 210 amino acids.